This is a messenger RNA of Lolium perenne, 3138 nucleotides long. RefSeq names its product pentatricopeptide repeat-containing protein ELI1, chloroplastic. Gene Ontology annotation, biological process: RNA modification. The record is from RefSeq and is a predicted model, not a curated record. Lineage: Eukaryota; Viridiplantae; Streptophyta; Magnoliopsida; Poales; Poaceae. Gene Ontology annotation, molecular function: zinc ion binding; protein binding; RNA binding.
CCUUAUCGUGCGAGGAUAAGCUGCACACUGAGGCUGAGGCGCUGGACGACGCGCCACUUGCUCCCGCCUUCCCAUGUCGGCCGCGGUGCUCCCCUCCGUCGCCACCGCCCGGGAAUCCGGCGGCGGCCACAGUGUUGCCCUCAACGCCGAUCGCGCCGUUUCGCUCCUCGUGGCCUGCUCGACCGCCCGCCGCGCCUCCGAGCUCCACGCUGCCGUGCUCCGCGCGGGCCUCGACAGCGACCGGGCGGUCGCCUUCCGCCUGCAGCGCGCCUACGCCGCGUCCGGCCGCCUCGACCACUCCCUCACCCUCCUCCACCGCACCCAGGACCCCACCGCCAUCUUCUACACCUCGGCCAUCCGCGCCCACUCCUCCCGCGGCCUCAGCCUCGCCGCGCUCGCGCUCCUCUCCGACAUGCUGUCCGACGGCCUCCUCCCCACCGCCCACACCCUCUCCGCCUCCCUCCCCGCCUGCCGCGGAAUCUCCCUCGGCCGCGCCCUGCACGCGUACGCCUUCAAGCUGGCCCUCUCCGGCGACUCCUACGUCGCCACCGCGCUGCUCGGCAUGUACGCGCGGGCGGGGGACGCCGCCGCCGCCCGUGCGCUGUUCGACGAGAUGCAGCCGGACCCGCACGUCGUGUCCGUCACGGCGAUGCUCACCUGCUACGCCAACAUGGGUGCGCUGGAUGACGCGCGCAGCCUGUUCGACGGGUUGCCCAACAAGGACUUCAUCUGCUGGAACGCUAUGAUUGACGGGUACACGCAGCACGGGAAGCCCAACCAGGCUCUCCAGCUGUUCCGGCAGAUGCUGAGAUCGAGUGUCCAGCCUGACGAGGUGACUGUCGUGCUGGUCCUCUCUGCGGUUGCACAGCUUGGUACGGCGGAGUCAGGGAAGUGGCUCCAUUCCUAUGUCAACAACAGUCGACGCGUUCGACUCAAUCUCAGAGUGGGCACCGCACUUGUUGACAUGUACUGCAAGUGCGGAAGCCUGGAGGAUGCGGUCGCUGUUUUCCAUGGAAUUGCUGACAAAGAUAUUGUUGCGUGGAACGCCAUGAUCAAUGGUUAUGCAAUGCACGGAGAAAGCACAAGGGCACUGGAGAUGUUUGCGCACUUGCGGGAGCAGGGCCUCUGGCCCACAGAUAUCACCUUCAUUGGCUUGCUCAACGCUUGCAGUCAUUCUGGGCUGGUUGAGGACGGCCGCAAGUUCUUCCGAUCAAUGGAGCAGGAGUACGGCAUUGAUCCCAAAAUCGAGCACUAUGGUUGCAUGGUGGACCUUCUUGGUCGUGCGGGGCUCGUAGACGAAGCAUUCCAUCUUGUCCAGAGCAUGACACUAACACCUGACGCUGUCUUGUGGGUGUCACUACUUGCCGCAUGCCGGCUUCACAAGAACAUGGCGUUAGGCCAGCAGAUUGCAGACUAUCUUGUUGCCAAGGGGUUAGCCAACUCGGGGAUGUAUAUCCUCCUCUCCAACAUCUACGCAGCUGUUGGUAAAUGGGAACAAGUUGCGCAGGUGCGGUCGAUGAUGAAGGCUAGUGGCAUCCAAAAAGAGCCUGGUUGUAGUGCCAUUGAGAUAGACCGGAAGGUAUACGAGUUCGUUGCAGGGGAUAUGAGCCAUCCCCGCACCGAUGAAAUAUAUGCCAUGCUAGACAAGAUGAAUGGCCUAGUGAAGGAGCAUGGACAUGUUCCACAGACUGAGAUAGUUCUGCAUGACCUGGAUGAGCCGAUGAAGGAGAGGGCACUUGCGGUACACAGCGAGAAGCUUGCCGUUGCAUUUGGACUGGUAAGCACAGAGCCUGCAGCGACGAUCAAGAUUGUCAAGAACCUACGGGCGUGCUCUGACUGCCAUGCAGUGUUGAAGCUGGUAUCGAAGAUCACUGGCAGGAAGAUUGUGUUCAGAGACAGGAACAGGUUCCACCAUUUUGUCGACGGGUCCUGUACUUGUGGCGAUUACUGGUGAUCCCAUGAUGCGAACUCAAACUUUACGCAGAGUAAAUAGGGCUACUGACAUUUGUGCUGCUAAUUGAGAUACAGUGGUAAUGUGUGAACUACAGUUGCUUUUACGAACUACGUUGGUGAGGGUCCAUUUUACACACAUUUAAAUCUACCCCUGAGGUUGUCAACCAUAAAAUGGUGUGCAAGUAUAAAUGUCACUUAGGGCUUAUAAAGGGUGGAGUUGUGGACACAAGGCAUUACUUUACUUUGCAGGAUGGCUAUAAGAAGUGGAAAGGAGACAACUCUUUCCUAAUUCCCUGAGAGUUCGAUAUAAACCCUCGAGUCACCCUUGUGGAGAAAAUUCUUCGCUGACCACAACACUCUGCACUUGGAGUCCCAACGUCAUCAGGGGCGUCGCCGGAAUAAAAGAGGGAGCCAGGGCGGCGGCCCUAGAGAGGCGCAGCUGGGUGCUGCAGCUUGCGGUGUCGCAGGCAUGGCGCUGCAACAGCGGGGUCUGAGCAGGCCGUUUCGGGCCUCAUAUGUGGUGGGCGGGCGCAGAGAUGCGGUGUGCUGCGUGAUGAGGACAUCCCUACUGAACUACUACCUCCGCCACUUCAUCAUGAUCGAGAUGUUGCUGUGGAGCUCAAGUCCAAUGAAGUCAGGAUUGGACCCAUUACAAGGGCUCGUGCAAAGCUACUAGAACAACAGGUGAAUUCACUCCUAAGUGAUACCGCUAAUUUACAUGUUAAGAACUUUAUACUAACUAAGUCGUUGCAACUAUGUAUGAUGAGUUACGAGGGAGAAUCAAGCGUUGCACGGGAAGAAGAGGAGCUACACAAGGUGUUGGACGUGAAAACAUUUCACGGAUGCACGAGGAAUGAGAUAGAGACAAGCACAUCAGAAGAGGAAGGCCUCAGCGGCACUACCACCGCAUUACCAGCGACACUUCCGCCCGUGAGUAGUGGUACCAUCGCCGAUGCUAGUAGCACUGCCGCCCGUACCUAGCGGUACUGCCCCCGGGUCUGAACCAUUUGGCCGAAAACCGUUUUGGGUCGUUUGUAUCCAAUUAUUUCGUACCCCAGUCGUUCCGGAUGCCUAUAUAAGCUACAUGGACGCCCCUAAAUUAGGUUUAGACCACGUUUAAGAUAAACCCAAGUUCCAGACUUAUUGCUAUUGCAUACAGCUGAAAUUACAACACAAAUUCGCAUC